GGCCCCGUUGCAGGGCGGUGCGUUCUUAAGAUGACCUUAGCUCACCCGUCUUGACAUUUCUCAGCCUUGCUUGUGUUCAACCUCAGCUCUUUUAUUGCUUUUCCUGUGUCAGUAUUGUAUGCGUAGUAUGUUCACCCCACCCCCCGCUCCCACCUUUAACUGCCUUCCUCUCUAUAUGUGUGCUCUACUCUCUUUACCUCUCUCUCUCUUUCCCUCUCUCUGCUCCCCCCUCUUUUUUUGCGCUAUCAUUUUCAUUUCAAAUAGGCUCUGGUCUGUCCCUCCCAUUUAAUCCCUCCCUCCUCUUCAUUUCUCUGCUUCACUUCCCCCUGCUCAUUCCCAGGUGUCCCAUAUGUAGCCUUCUUUUCGGGAUACCAGAAACUGGCAAGUACUACAGAAAACACAUGACUGACAGAAACAACAACUGCAGAAAUGGCCUCUCUGUUGCCAAGGAGAAGCUCAUUGAUGCUAUAAAAAGGAUCCAACAUGAGUUGGACGAGUGCAGAGAGGAAGAGUGUGAGAUGUACAUACAGUCCGUUGGAGUAGAGAACUGCUUUGAUGUUUUGGAGCGGGAGGUGCGGUCCGAGUUCCAGAACCUCCACCGUUUCCUGGAUGAGGAGGAGUGCCUGGACCUGGAGCGCCUCAGGAAGGCGCGGCAGAAGCAGGUGAAGCAGCUGAGGGGGAGAGAGAGGAAGAUCGCAGAGCAAGGGAAGGACCUGGAGAGAGCCGUCACGACGCUCAACAGCAAGCUGGCCGAGGAGGACAGUCCUAAGCUGCUCAAAGAAAUUAAAGACCUCAUAAAAAGGUCCAUGGUAAGCUUCGUCCCCCCACGAGAGGUAGAGACCGAGGUCCGAGCAGGUCAAUUUGUGGGCCCUAUCCAAUACAGAAUAUGGAAGCACAUGAAAAGCUGCCUCUAUCCAAACAUCACGGCCGUCACCUUUGACCCCGACACCGCCCACCCCUUGCUGACCGUCUCCCCGUCCCGCGCCUCCAUGUGGUACGAGGAGGACAAGGACGUGGCGGGGUGCCCGGCCAACCCGCGGCGCUUCCACUACUACUACUGCGUGUUCGGCCAGCAGAGCUUCAGCGCGGGCCGCCACUACUGGGAGGUGGAGGUGGGCCGCAAGACCUCCUGGAGGCUGGGCGUCGCCCGCGACGACGUCCCCCGCGGGGAGAUGGCCCACAGCGGCACCCUGAGCGGCAUUUGGACGCUGGCGCUGAAGAGCGGCACGCUGGUGGCGUGCACCGACCCGGAGCCCACGGGCAUCGUCCUGUCCAGCCACCUGCUGCGCAUCGGCGUGUUCCUGGACUGUGAGCAGCGCGAGCUGUCCUUCUACAACGCCGACAGCAUGGCGCCGCUCUACACCUUCUCCCUGGGGACGGUGGCGGCGCCGCUGGUGCCCUUCUUUAACCCGUGUGACUCGGACGACGGGAGGAACACCGCGCCACUCGCCAUCUUCAGCCCCUCCCUGUGAGGGGGGGGGGAGGAUGUAAAGGAUGGUGAAGAUGAUGACGAUGAAGUUGAGGAGGAUCAUUUUAAUAGCGAUGAUAGUGAUGAUGACGAUGAUGACGAUGAUGAUGAUGACAGUGCUGAUUAUGAUGAUAACAAUGAUGACAGGAAAGGUUUUGGACAUACUUAAAAUGUACUUCAUCAUAGAAAGAGGGUAGUUGACACGACCCUUUAUCACACACAACUAUUGAAUCUAGAAGCAUCUGCUAGGGAUCUAGAAAGGCCAAAAGCUGCUCCAUAGCUUCAAAGAGAUGGUUAACGGUGCUAUGAUGUUACUUAUCUAUUAAUAUUUCCGUCACAGUCUUGUGACAUGGCCUGGUGUGACUAAAGCGUGACUAUGGAAGCUAUGCAAGAGAUGACAGCGGCUUGGGGGAGGGGGUAGGCUGAGGGGAAUGUGCUGCCCCCAGGGGGGGGGGGGUCGCUGGCUUGGUGACAUGGGGGUUGUGGUGUCACUCAAACAGUGCGCCUGCUGUGAAUGAAGGACUCCUCACCUCCGCUACGACUGGGUGACAGGUGGUAAUGAGCAGGGAUCCCGGCAACCCACCAAUGAGUCACACCACAACACCACAAUAAGAGUCACUGUUGUAGUCACAAUGAUGUACCGACACACAGGGACGACAUCACAGCCGGCGUUGUAAUUCUUUGCUUUUAUUCUUUGUAACUUCUUAGACAUGAAAUAAAGACAUAAAGUGUUUCCUUUUACAAAAAAAAAAAGAAGAAAAAAAACACAUCUGUGUGUGACUGUGUGAUGUGUGUGUGGCAUUGUGCAAAGUCGAGACGAUACAAGGAGAAACGCGUGUUACCCCACACACCCAGGCCGGGAUAGCGGAGAGAAGUACACUCGACAGGAAAGGUUUCUAGUGGUGGGUAAACUGAGUUGGGUGGGCAUUGCACCACCAACCUUCUGAAACACAUUAGCUUUAGCACAUAAGAGGUUGAGAUGCCCUGUUAUUUGAGCAAACCAAAUCCCUCUCACACAUUUCGGAUCGUCCGUUGUGCAGUUGUCAGUGAACAGGACACUUCCAACCCAAAGCCUAAACAUGCAGUACUUGCUAUUGUAAACUUGCUUCUUAAACAGUAUCACUAAAUGUAUUGAAGGAUGAUUGAUUGAAUGAUUGAUGACACCUUUAUCAAUGCUUAGAAAACACUCAAACUGUUACUUUAAUUCUUUGUUGUUAGCAUUGAGAAAAGCCUGGCAGGCUUAUCAAAUUUUUAGAUUGUAAUCAUCGUCUUUAAAAGUCCUCAACCACUACUGUAUUUCUGGGUAUUUCCAUUGUAUUUACACAGCACAUUUAAUAUUUUGUAUGUAUUAGUAGUAAAUAUUUGUAUAUUUAUUUAUUUAUUAGAUAGACAGCAAAACAGAUCAUUCAAGGUUGCAGAUUGAAUUUGUAAAAUCUGCCCAAAUUGUGAAUACCCCAUCUUACAUGUAGAAAAAAGUACAGUUUGAAGUGACUAUGAACAGAAUGCAGGCCAACUAGUCUAUUUUUUAGGCACUAAAAACAAGACAACAUCUCUCAAAGGAACUCAGAGAUCACGAUGUUACAAAUCCUUUUUUGUCAAUUUAAAUGCCUUCAUACACAAUGUUGUUCACAUUGCAGAACAUAAUAGGCAGACAUUUGUAAGCUAUACUCACAAUAUCAAGGAAUGGAUACAUAUAUAACCUUUGUCUCAUUUUUACACAUUCGAUAUUCAACACAAAUAUAAAGCUAGUAAUCAACACAGCAGUGACAACAGACCCAGACACGCAUGCAUACAUACACACACACACACACACACACACAAACACACACACACACACACACACACACACACACACACACACACACACACACACACACACACACACACACACACACACACACACACACACAAA
Messenger RNA from Gadus macrocephalus (Pacific cod), 3380 nucleotides. Its product is annotated as zinc-binding protein A33. Bases 402 to 1472 code for a protein of 356 amino acids. Gene Ontology annotation, molecular function: protein binding. The record is from RefSeq and is a predicted model, not a curated record. The transcript has 6 exons. NCBI's taxonomy places the organism in Eukaryota, Metazoa, Chordata, Actinopteri, Gadiformes, Gadidae.